AUGACUUCCCCACUAAUGAUCUCGACACAUGGACGAGAUUGCACAUAUUGUGGUGAUCCAAGACACACUCGUGAGACUUGUUUUAAAUUGCAUGGCUACCCUAAAUGGUGGGCUACUCUCAAACAUCGAACACAACGCAAUACGACUAGUAAUGGUACUAGUUAUGGAUCCCAUACUUCUUAUAAGAGUGAUUCCACGAGCUGGAUAAUUGAUUCCGGUGCAACUGAUCAUAUGAUGUUUGAUCAUGAUGAUUUUCUGAAUACUACACAACUCCGACGAACUUGUAUUGCUAACACCAAUGAAGUUAUUUAUCCUGUGAUAGGGGUUGACAGAUAUCAUACUAAGGAGAUUCUUGGUCGUGGUACUAAAAGAGGGGAGCUAUAUUAUGUAGAUAACUUCAGUCCCGACAUGGCUAACAGUGUGACACAUCCCUCUGAUAGUUUCAAGGACUUUGACUUCACAUGUAACACUUGUAUUUUGGCCAAGAGUCACUGUGUUCCCUAUCCAUUGAGUACGAACAAGUAUACUACUCCGUUUACGUUAAUUCACUUUGAUGUUUGGGGACUUUCACCUAUCAUUGCUCCUUCUGGUGUUCGGUGGUUUGUCACAUUUAUGAAAACUGAGUUCAAUGCUCAAAUACAGAUUCUUCACUCAGACAAUGGUGGAGAAUUUGUCAAUCACAACUUUCAGGCUUACUUCCAACCACAUGGAAUUAUCCAUGAGACGACUUGUCCUCAGACACCACAACAAAAUGGUGUUGCUGAACAAAAGAAUCGACAUCUUCUUGAAACCACCAAAGCAUUUCUGAUUGGCACUUAUGUUUCUCGCCAUCAUUGGGAUGAUGCUAUUUUCACCGCAGUUCACCUGAUCAUCCGUAUGCAUUCUAGUGUAUUGACCUUUAAAACUUUCUUAUAA
Prunus armeniaca (apricot) is the source of this 915-nucleotide messenger RNA. The record is from the annotation of a GenBank genome assembly. Lineage: Eukaryota; Viridiplantae; Streptophyta; Magnoliopsida; Rosales; Rosaceae.